Arabidopsis thaliana (thale cress) is the source of this 1782-nucleotide messenger RNA. RefSeq names its product Matrixin family protein. Gene Ontology annotation, molecular function: metalloendopeptidase activity; zinc ion binding; metallopeptidase activity. The transcript has a single exon. Gene Ontology annotation, biological process: proteolysis. The coding region runs from base 496 to 1650 and encodes 384 amino acids. The record is from RefSeq and is marked reviewed. NCBI's taxonomy places the organism in Eukaryota, Viridiplantae, Streptophyta, Magnoliopsida, Brassicales, Brassicaceae. Gene Ontology annotation, cellular component: extracellular matrix; membrane; plasma membrane.
GGAAAAAUUAUCACAAAAAGAAAAAAGACCAAUUCAAACAUUCAACGACCCAAAAAAAACAAAAACACUUUCAACCAAUUUAGUUGAUUCUGCCGCCUUCAACCAUUUUUGUUGCAUGGUUCUUUUUCCAACUUUGCAUUUAACCGGUCCUUUACCACCGGUCAAUCACAAUUUCUAGUCAUCCAAGACUAAAUCGGGCCUAAUCUAUUGCACCAAGCCACCAAUCAACUUUAAUUAUCCAUAAAACGACACUAUCUAUUGGCAGAAGCUUCAUUAGUCUUUUUCUUCGUGAGACCCUUUGAAACGAGGACGGAGGAAGUUUCCUUUGAAUAAUGCAGCAUUUUCAACAUAGAAAAUUCUCCAAACGCAACGCAGAAAUGACCUCUGCUUUCUCCAACGUCAAACUUGUUUAGUUUUAUCUAUGUCAUCUCUCUAAUUCUCUUGUAAAUCUCAAUAAUACCUCUUCACUUAAUCUUUUUAAUAUUUCUCUUUUGGAUGGUGAGGAUUUGUGUUUUCAUGGUUUUCUUGUUGUUCUUCGCUCCUUCUCCAGUCUCCGCUGGUUUCUAUACAAACUCCUCAGCCAUUCCGCCGCAGCUUCUCCGAAACGCCACCGGGAACCCCUGGAACUCAUUCUUGAAUUUCACUGGAUGUCACGCCGGCAAGAAGUACGAUGGUCUCUAUAUGCUCAAACAAUAUUUUCAACAUUUUGGCUACAUCACCGAAACUAAUCUCUCCGGAAACUUCACUGACGACUUCGACGAUAUUCUCAAGAACGCCGUCGAAAUGUACCAGAGAAACUUCCAGCUAAACGUCACCGGAGUACUCGACGAGCUCACUCUCAAACACGUUGUGAUCCCACGUUGCGGCAACCCCGACGUAGUCAACGGCACCUCAACUAUGCAUAGCGGUAGGAAAACCUUCGAGGUUUCCUUCGCCGGGCGGGGACAACGCUUCCACGCCGUUAAACACUACUCUUUCUUCCCCGGAGAGCCACGGUGGCCGAGAAAUCGUCGUGAUCUAACCUACGCUUUCGACCCGCGAAACGCGUUGACCGAAGAGGUCAAGAGCGUGUUCUCACGCGCUUUCACUCGUUGGGAGGAGGUGACUCCACUAACGUUCACACGCGUGGAGAGGUUCUCGACCUCUGACAUCAGCAUCGGAUUCUACUCCGGAGAGCACGGAGACGGAGAACCGUUCGACGGCCCAAUGAGAACGCUAGCACAUGCGUUCUCGCCCCCGACGGGACACUUCCAUCUAGACGGAGAAGAGAACUGGAUCGUCUCCGGCGAAGGAGGCGACGGUUUUAUCUCCGUGUCUGAGGCUGUUGAUCUAGAAUCGGUGGCUGUUCACGAGAUUGGACAUCUUCUAGGGUUAGGCCAUUCCUCGGUAGAAGGUUCGAUCAUGUAUCCAACCAUCAGGACGGGUAGGCGUAAAGUUGAUUUAACGACCGAUGACGUGGAAGGAGUCCAAUAUUUGUACGGUGCGAAUCCUAACUUCAAUGGUUCUAGAUCUCCACCACCGUCCACUCAACAACGAGACACUGGCGAUUCUGGUGCUCCUGGUAGAAGCGACGGUUCUAGAUCGGUUUUGACUAAUCUACUUCAGUAUUAUUUUUGGAUUAUAUUUGGAUUAUUUUUGUAUUUAGUGUAGAUGAUUGGAUUAGUUCAUUAAUUUACAGAUUAUUAAGACACGGUUUGGAUUAUUUUUCCUAGAUUGGUUCUUCAUUCAUGCAUAGUUUCUCUUUUUGAACAUAAUAGUAUACUUUUUUUUUUGUUACUAAUU